Messenger RNA from Gambusia affinis (western mosquitofish), 2756 nucleotides. It is a transcript of the gene cdhr1a, whose product is annotated as cadherin-related family member 1a. The transcript has 17 exons. The record is from RefSeq and is a predicted model, not a curated record. Gene Ontology annotation, cellular component: plasma membrane; adherens junction; catenin complex. Gene Ontology annotation, biological process: homophilic cell-cell adhesion; calcium-dependent cell-cell adhesion; adherens junction organization. Gene Ontology annotation, molecular function: calcium ion binding; cadherin binding. NCBI's taxonomy places the organism in Eukaryota, Metazoa, Chordata, Actinopteri, Cyprinodontiformes, Poeciliidae. The coding region runs from base 38 to 2647 and encodes 869 amino acids.
GUCUUCAUGGUGCGGCUUCAUUACUACAUUUUGUAGGAUGAAGAAUGUGGAGAUUUCUAAUUUGCCACUGCUUUUUGUGUUUGUGCAAACCUGCUUAGCUCAGGCAGACUUUGCUCCCUAUUUCUACGACAAUGACCCAUCCAGCAAAAAUGGGAAUCUGGCCCUGUUCAGCCUCUCUGAGGAUACCCCUGUUGGUACACAAAUCUAUCAACUUAACGGCACAGACCCUGAAGGCCAGGAGGUGAGGUAUGGUCUUUCCUUUGACCCAGGGUCAAAGGAGUACUUCAGAGUAGACCCAAAGUCAGGAAAUAUUACAUUAGUGGAAACAAUGGAUAGAGAGAAACAAGACUCAGUUGAUGUUAACAUCAGCAUCACAGAUGGAAGAAGCAAGGUUGUUGAACGAGUCACAAUAUUUGUGACGGAUGCAAAUGAUGAAAAGCCUGAAUUCCAAAACAUGCCUGCAAUCAUAGAUGUGUUGGAAACAACUGAAUCUGGUAGAAGUAUCUAUAAAGUGGAGGCUGUGGACAGAGACACGGGGUCUGGAGGCUCAGUUACCUACCAUCUCCAGUCACCACACUCCAGUUUGUUUGCGAUUGACAUAAACAGUGGAGUCCUCCGUAUCAAAGCUGGACAAAUGUUGGAUUAUGAGAAAACAAAGGCACACUUUGUCACUGUCAUUGCAAAGGAUGGGGGAGGCAACUUGAAUGGCAAGGAACAAUUUAUGUCAUCCACUGCGACGCUCACUGUCAAUGUGAUUGAUGCACAAGACACUCCACCUUUUUUCAUUGGAAACCCCUACUUUGGCUACGUUUACGAAAUCUCAAUGCCGGGAUCUGAAAUAUUUACAGUUAGUGCCGAAGAUGGAGAUGUGGGAAACCCAAAUCCAGUUAGUUAUUCAUUCGAAGAGGGUGAUGACGGUGUUUUUGGCAUUAAUAAGACAAGUGGUUGCAUAUCCCUGCUGGUUGCUCCCAUUUAUCUGAAGAGAGAAAUCUUCAACAUUAAAGUCAGGGCAACAGAAAUAAGUCCAGAAGCCAAAGAUUUGGACUAUGGAGUGACCACAGUGGUGAUACGUGUGGUGGAUUUAAAUAAUAACCCCCCAACCUUUUAUGGGGAGAAUGGUCCACAGAAUAUGUUUGAGUUGACCAUGUAUGAGCAUCCACCAGAGGGAGAAAUACUCCGGGGGCUGCAAAUCACAGUUAAUGACUCUGAUAAGGGUGCAAAUGCCAAAUUUAAUCUAAGAUUGAUUGGACCAGGGCGAAUGCUGCGAGCCGUCCCCCAAACUGUACUCAAUGAGGCCCAAGUGACAAUCUUAGUGGAGGACUCUGCUGCGAUGGACUAUGAGAAGCAUCACUUUCUAACAUACAAGCUGCUCGCAGUUGAGAUUGACACUCCAGAAAGAUUCAGCGCCACAGCACACAUCGUCAUUCACCUUCUGGACACCAAUGACAACGCUCCCAAAUUUUCCUCCGACUAUUACAUCGCCAGAAUUCCCGAAAACUCACCCGGCGGCUCAAAUGUGGUGUCAGUCACGGCUUUAGACCCAGACUCAGGAUCCUGGGGCGAAGUCAAAUACUCUAUCUACGGAUCGGGGGCUGACAUGUUUCUGAUCCAGCCUACAUCAGGGAUCAUUUACACCCAGCCCUGGGCGAGUCUGGAUGCUGAGGUGAGAUCUAAGUAUAACUUCUAUGUGAAGGCAGAGGAUGCUGAGGGAAAGUACAGCCUGGCUGAAGUUUUUGUGACUGUGUUGGAUCUGAAUGACCAUCCACCUGCUUUCAACAAUAACUUCCUGGAGAAGACCAUGGUGAUUGGAGCCCCAGUGAAAAUAGAGGCUGUGGACGACGACGCAGAAGUACCCAACAAUGUUAUCGAGUACGCCAUCAUGAAGGCCGAGCCAGACAACAACAUCUUUGACAUAAAUGCUGACACAGGAGAAAUCAAGUUAAAGUCCUACAUCAAGUCAAUGGCUAUCAUUCAGAAUAUUACCAAGAAGAGAGAUUGCAGUUGGUCCCUGGUAGUCCAGGCUCGUGACCGGGGUCAGCCAUCCUUCAGCACCACUGCAGUUGUCAAGAUUGACAUCACUGAAGCUACUCAACUGAAAGGGGGGCCUUUGGGAUCAUUUAUAGAGCUGAAUAGAAACAACUCAUUACAAAUCAUAGGUAUGCUCGUUGGUAUCAUUAGCCUUGUGGUCUUAGUCACAGUCAUCGUCUCCACCGCCACAUUCCUGCGCAACAAAAAGUCCAAUCGGGUCCUGCCCACCCGCAGAGUACGGAGAAGGCCGCCGAAACAACCAUUCUGGAACUUCAAAAACCCAUUUAAGUCAUCAGAGACUCCAAGAGAGGAUUUCACAGUUCAAGAGGAACAGCAAGAACCAGAGGAGAUUGUGAACAAUGUCAACUACAACAACAAUUUCAGUACUGUGGUAAGACACUGGCCUCCACCACCCUGUGCACCUUCUUUACCUCCUCCGCCGCCCACCUAUGUACCAGGAGAACGACACUGGACCGUACCCACAGUCUCUGCAGUUGUGGUCCCCAAACCCAAACAGAGGCCGACGAUAGACAGAAGGGACACUGUAAACAAAGCAUUAGUUUCAGAACUGAAGAUGAGACUGGAGCAGAAGAAGAUGGCAUCACUUUAUAACACGUAAAAGAGAUUGUUAAGAUUUUGUAAAGUGAGGUUCAUUAUUGGUAAUAGUUCCUCUACCUGCCAGAAACAGAUGUCAUAUAGGAAAGUUUGAAGAACUCAGAAGGGAGCCU